AUGGCAUGUGUUCAACACGAGUGCCUAUCGAUUCACAUCGGCCAAGCAGGCGUACAAGCAGGUAAUGCAUGCUGGGAGUUGUAUUGUCUUGAACAUGGUAUUGACCCGAUUGGCCGGAAGUCAACUACUGGUGACCUCGAUGCUGAUGCAUCGUGUCAAACUUUCUUUAACGAAUUAGAAUCCGGCAAACAUGUUCCAAGAGCGAUCUUUGUUGAUUUGGAACCGACUGUCAUAGAUGAAACUCGUUCUGGAAGCUAUGGAAGUCUAUUUAGUCCCCGUCAACUAAUUACCAAUAAGGAAGAUGCUGCUAAUAACUUUGCUAGAGGGCGCUACUCCAUCGGUAAACACGUUAUCGAUGACGUUAUGGAUCAAGUCAGAAAAUUGGCGGAUCAAUGCAACAAUUUACAAGGGUAUAUGAUCUUUAACAGUUUCGGAGGCGGGACAGGUUCUGGGUUUACAACUUUACUGCUGGAUGAACUUUCCAAAGAGUUUGGCAAGAAACACAAAUUCAUGUUCUCAUUCUACCCAUCACCGCUCGUUUCUACAACUGUUGUUGAACCUUAUAACGCUGUACUCUCUAUGAAGUCUGCCGUUGAAGACAGCGAUUGCGCAUUCGUAUUUGACAACGAGGCCAUUUAUGACAUUUGCAGACGAGACCUUGAUAUUGAACGUCCGUCUUACAUAAACUUGAAUCGUUUGAUAGUGCAAACUAUAUCAUCAAUAACUGCUUCAUUGCGAUAUGAGGGGUCGUUGAACUUUGAUAUGAACAAUAUUCAGACAAACUUGGUUCCCUUUCCCAGAAUUCAUUUCGCUACUUCUGCUUUUGCACCAACCCUGUCUUCUGAAAAGUCAUUCCACCAACAGUGUUCUGUUCCAGAAAUCACAAGCUAUUGCUUUGACACUGGUAGUCAGAUGGCUAAAUGUAAUCUUCGUAAUGGUCAAUACAUGUCCUGCUGUCUGCUAUAUCGAGGCGACGUGGUUCCAAAGGACGUGAAUGCUGCUGUUUCUAAUAUAAAACAUAGCGAGAAAAUAAAAUUUGUCGAUUGGUGUCCAACAGGCUUUAAAGUUGGCAUAAGUCACCAGCCACCGACGACAUUUCCGAAUGAUGACCUAGCUAAGAUGCAACACUCGGUCUGUAUGGUCAGCAACAAUACAGCUAUCUCUGAGGCUUGGGCUUGCCUAGAUCACAAGUUCGAUCUGAUGUACGCAAAGCGAGCCUUUGUCCACUGGUAUAUUGGAGAAGGAAUGGAAGAAGGAGAGUUUGUCGAAGCUCGAGAAGACAUGGCGUCUUUAGAAAAAGAUUAUGAGGAGAUCGAGAUGGACACGGACGUGACAAGCAGCGAAGAUGAAAUAUAGGUCGUCAGAUCAUUCAUCACCAUUAAUCUUAAUUUUGCAUUCUCAUGAGUUGACGUAAUAAUACACUUCUAUCCCGUAUUUUAUAUUUUGUAUAUAAACAUCCUGAAUGCCCAUCCUUUUGACUGGCUUUGAUUACCUUGCGUAUGUUUACGCGCACGCAGACAGUUACCAUGAUACACACUCGACUAUGACAUGAGAUUGACACUUUGACGAAUAUAUAAUUAUUAUCUACGGAAAUAAGGAUGGUGAUUUAGGUGUACGAUUUAAUGCCGACAUUAAUGAAAUUACCCAUCAAUCACUAUUGACAACAUUAUCUUGGAUGAACACUUAGGCGUAUUGUAAUGAAAAAUAAUAUCAGUUUAAUUAUUGGAAUUUAUUAUUUAAAUUAACCCACACCUUGUGAUAACAUUUGUUUUUAUUAGUGUAUAUAAUAAAUUUUUAUUAA
This is a messenger RNA of Anneissia japonica, 1801 nucleotides long. RefSeq names its product tubulin alpha-2 chain-like. The record is from RefSeq and is a predicted model, not a curated record. The transcript has 4 exons. The coding region runs from base 1 to 1356 and encodes 451 amino acids. Gene Ontology annotation, molecular function: GTP binding; structural constituent of cytoskeleton. NCBI's taxonomy places the organism in Eukaryota, Metazoa, Echinodermata, Crinoidea, Comatulida, Comatulidae. Gene Ontology annotation, cellular component: cytoplasm; microtubule. Gene Ontology annotation, biological process: mitotic cell cycle; microtubule cytoskeleton organization.